This is a messenger RNA of Paramisgurnus dabryanus, 2040 nucleotides long. RefSeq names its product ring finger protein 121 (gene rnf121). Lineage: Eukaryota; Metazoa; Chordata; Actinopteri; Cypriniformes; Cobitidae. Gene Ontology annotation, cellular component: endoplasmic reticulum membrane; Golgi membrane. Gene Ontology annotation, molecular function: ubiquitin protein ligase activity; metal ion binding. The record is from RefSeq and is a predicted model, not a curated record. Gene Ontology annotation, biological process: ERAD pathway.
CGUCUGAUUGGUCUGCCUGACGUGUAACCCGGAAGUGUGGUGAUCAGUCGUGUUGGUUGUCAGUGCUCAGGAAGAUGGCAGGGGUGUUUGAGGUGGAGGUUGACGGUGUUGAGCACGACCACGGACACGGACAUCGCGACGAUGCUUCACAGAUUGAUCUGUCCCAGCUGUCACCAGAGGAGAAAUGGAGGUUGGAACAUGCUAAGAUGCAUGCCAAACACAAAGGGCACGAGGCCAUGCAUGCAGAAAUGGUUCUCAUACUCAUCGUCACACUUGUGAUUGCCCAACUUGUCCUGGUUCAGUGGAAACAGAGACACCCCAAAUCAUACAAUUUGGUAACCCUCUUUCAGAUGUGGGUGGUUCCCCUGUACUUCACCACUAAACUGCACUGGUGGAGGUUUCUAGUGACGUGGUUCAUCUUCUCUAUUGUCACCGCCUUCAUCACUUUUCGCGCUACUCGUAAACCGUUGGACUGCACCACACCAAGGCUUGUCUAUAAAUGGUUUCUUCUCUUGUAUAAGAUCAGCUACACCACAGGCAUUGUGGGUUAUACUGUAGUUAUGUUCACUCUUUUUGGCAUUAAUCUCAUAUUCAGAAUAAAGCCAGAAGAUGCUAUGGAUUUCGGUGUAUCUCUUCUCUUUUAUGGUCUGUACUAUGGUGUGCUGGGUCGGGAUUUUGCAGAGAUGUGCGCAGAUUUUAUGGCAUCCACAGUUGGGUUUUACAGUGCAUCAGGAAUGCCCACCAAACACCUGUCCGACAGCAUCUGUGCCGUGUGUGGUCAGCCCAUCCUUGUGGAUGUGAGUGAAGAGGGCAUCAUCGAAAACACCUACAGACUCUCCUGCAACCAUGUAUUUCAUGAGUUUUGCAUACGAGGCUGGUGCAUCGUGGGAAAGAAGCAGACGUGUCCGUACUGCAAAGAAAAGGUGGACCUUAAAAGGAUGUUCAGUAACCCAUGGGAGAGACCCCACGUCAUGUACGGGCAGCUAUUGGAUUGGCUACGCUACCUUGUGGCAUGGCAGCCGGUUAUAAUCGGACUGGUACAGGGCAUCAAUUACAUCCUGGGUUUGGAGUAACUACAGCGGCCCGUGCGAAAGGACUAGCAAACCUGAUUCAAGACAUCGAUUUGAUUCCAAGGACGCUGGGACUUUUCAAGGACUGCGUGUGUCUGAUGUGUUAUGUACUGUAUAUAGACACACGGCAGGCUAAUUUGUUUUCAAAAGAAAUUUUACUUAGUCUGACCUCGUUGAUCAUCUCCGUUAAUGGAUUACGUGAAGCUUGGACCUCGUUGUUGAAUCACCUGGUCUCCAGAAGGCUUUUUCUGUAAAGCAACGUUUAAUUUACUGUAUUUUUAGAUCUGAAAUGUGUACGUUUUUCUUGUGUUAACAGGCAUUAUAUUGUCGCACCACAUUGUUUCAGUAUGUUUUCAUUUUGCACAUCAGACUCGAGUUAUACGAAGGACAGGGAAAACCUUUGAGCGUGUUUGUGCGUGCAUGUGCGUGUGUGAUGGUGUAAUAAAUGAUGUCUUCUAUCUUAUAGUGGUCGACCGAUAUAUCUAUACAUAGAUUUUUUUGUUGAUUCAGAUUUUGAGAAAGCAAUGUGGCUGAUUGGCUGAUAUGAGGCCGAUAUAACACAAAAGUAAUUACAGUAGAUGAGAGACAAAUAGAAAAUAAACAUUUGUUGCAUAAUAUUUAUAAAUAUACCUUUUAAAACUCUUCAAAAUAUUUACAUAUGUAAUGCAAAUCUGACAUCUCACGGUACUGUUUGAUCAAGACUUGUGUAACCGAAUUUAAAAUGUUCUCAUAUAUUGGUCAGUGCAAUAUAUCGGUCUAUCACUAUCUUCUAACCAAUAAUGCGCAGUAUAAAGAACCCAUUCAUCCAUUCAGGUGAUUUUAGAUUUUAAUUAAUUUCAAAUAGUUCUCCAUGUAUGUGUUCACUUGUUUUCUGCCAGGCUUACUUGCAGUUUUUGUGCCGAGUCCCAACUACACCAAACAGAGGUACUUUAUAAGACUGUAUGUUGAAUGGAUAAAUAACAAUUGUUUA